AUGCGUCUACUCCGGCUCAGCGCUCUAGCGCUCGCCGCCGGAAGUGCUCAUGGAUACCUCGAUACUUCACCCUUCUUUAUGUUCUCGACGUCAGAGCUCUUGAACCCAGAUUCGCAACUACAAUCUGCCAGCAACCUUGUUUCAAAUGUGGCCGUCUCCCUGUCCACAUGCCCUUCAGAUUACUACAUCCUCGUCACGCAGUCCGGCGUGAGUAGCCACGAUUAUGAAUCUAUAAAGAACACGCCUGUCCUGGCCCAGGCACUGUCAGGACACUCUGCGAGAGGCAUCAGAAGCAGCAUGGUCGUGCCUGAUGUCACCGGCAGCAUCGACUCGUCGAGCUGGACAGACCUGCUACGAUCGAAAUGUGGCGUGCAAGUUACCGAGAUCGACGGCUCAAAGGGUGCUAUUCCUGCGACAAUUCCUUCUGCACCGCGACUGCUCAAAGUCACACUCCCCAAGCCGUCCAGCCAAAGGCAGACCGAUCUAGCGCACAACGAUGCUUUCUUCGCCUCUGUUCUUGAUAUGCUGCCUACCCAGAGCUAUACGGUCUUGUACACCACGACGAGGGCCGGGGCCGUCGAAGUGGUUGAGUCAGUGGAGUAUGACGUGGAAUCGCAGCUCCAGGAAAGCUUGCACAUUGACUUGAAGAGGGAUUUGGGCCUGGUCGUUCGUGCUGGAAACGGUACGAAGAACAACCAGACCAUGAUCGAUGGGCCGUUGUUUGAUAAGUACCAGUUCUUUACGCCUGGUAUCUUCAUGGGUCUUCUUGUAUCGUUCCUACUAUUUUCGAUCCUAUACGUGGGCGUGUCGGCAUUGGCCUCGUUACAGGUUACCUAUGCUGCUUUCGACAAGGAGAUGGGUCAAUUGGCGGCGAAGAAGCAACAGUGA
Exophiala spinifera is the source of this 888-nucleotide messenger RNA. RefSeq lists its product as uncharacterized. Gene Ontology annotation, cellular component: endoplasmic reticulum membrane. NCBI's taxonomy places the organism in Eukaryota, Fungi, Ascomycota, Eurotiomycetes, Chaetothyriales, Herpotrichiellaceae. The coding region runs from base 1 to 888 and encodes 295 amino acids. The transcript is spliced from 3 exons. The record is from RefSeq and is a predicted model, not a curated record. Gene Ontology annotation, biological process: (1->6)-beta-D-glucan biosynthetic process; fungal-type cell wall biogenesis.